CAGACGGACAGAGACAGAACAGACGGAGCUGCACUUCCCCGGGGCCUGUGCACCCUCAACAUGCCCCGGGACCACCUCCUCCUCUGGCUGCUGAUGGAGCUCGGGCGUUUUUACCUGACCCCCGCCGACCCGGUGACCGUGGUCUCGGAGUACCUGGGCCGGACCGUGAGGCUGCCCUGCCAGCACUCGUCCUGGGACCCACGGAGCAACAGCAUGUGCUGGGGCAAGGGCGAGUGUCCCAAGUCCAAGUGCAGGGACGAGCUGGCGCACACGGACGGCACACGCGUGCUCUCCAGGGCCUCCGCCCGCUACAGCCUCCGGGGCCCCAUCUCGCGGGGCGACGUGUCCCUGACCAUCUCCAACACCCGGAGGAGCGACAACAGCGUGUACUGCUGCCGCAUCGAGGUGCCCGGCUGGUUCAACGACAUCAAGAGGAACAUCCAGCUGCAGCUGAAGGACCCCCCGCCACGCACGACCCGCCGGCCGAAGACCACCACGACCUCCAGCACGGCUCUGCUUCCCACCACCCGGGUGCCCACCCCCCACCUCACCACCGCAGCCCCGCCGCGGGCCAGCACGUGGGUCCCCACCGAGGCAACCACCUGUCCCCUGAGCGCAGAGAGCUCCCCGCCGGCCACGCCCCCGACCCUCGCCACGGAGCCGACCACGUCCACGACCCUCGCCACGAAGCCGGCCACGCCCACGACUCUCGCUACAGAGCUGGCCACGGAGCCAGCCACGGAAGGUACCACGUACACCGACGCGGAGAUGGCCCCAACCCCCGGGCGCCCGUGGAGCCCCUCAGCUGCCACUUCCGGAGCCCCGGAGCCCCAGACUUGGGUUCCCCCGUCCGGACCGGGGACAGCCACGCGGGACAUGGGUCACGUGUCCCAUGGGGCAGGAGUCUCAGAGAGCUCCGAGGGCCCAGAGGGAGUGGAGCAGAUCCAAAUGGCAGACCACCGGGACCUGCUCAUGGUCAUCGUCCCCUCUCUGGGCCUGCUGCUCUUCCUGGUCUUGCUUGGCGUUUUCCUUCGAGGGAAAAUCACAAAGACCAUCUGCAUCCAGAAACACAGCAGGCUGGAGGAGAGCAAGCGGGGCCUCGACGGCCUGCAGCACGGACGGGAAGACGAGGACGGCUUGUUCACGCUCUGAUGCCCGCCACGCCGCCCUGCUUUGUCAGGGGAGGGGGUGCCCCCCGUCCCCA
Sorex araneus (European shrew) is the source of this 1204-nucleotide messenger RNA. RefSeq names its product T cell immunoglobulin and mucin domain containing 4. NCBI's taxonomy places the organism in Eukaryota, Metazoa, Chordata, Mammalia, Eulipotyphla, Soricidae. The record is from RefSeq and is a predicted model, not a curated record. The coding region runs from base 61 to 1152 and encodes 363 amino acids. The transcript is spliced from 9 exons.